AUGGAAGACACAGUAUUAGUAGAACCUCCCAGUUGUGGAACAGACGAAGUAGAGUUACUAGUAUUUGUAAUGUCCGCCCCUGGUCAUGAAGCAGCUCGACAAACUAUCCGGAAUACCUGGGGGGGUAAACUACACAAAUCAUCAAAUGUUCGAGUUCUCUACAUUCUCGGCAGAGAGGCAGCUGUUUCUGGAGAUAUUCUAGUGGAGGAUUUCCAGGAUACAUAUCUUAAUCUUACUCUUAAAUCUACAUUCAUGCUCAAGUGGAUUACUAGGCACUGCAGUCAAACAAAGUUCGUUUUUAAGAUUGAUGACGAUGUUUUUGUGAAUGCAGAAAAGCUUUGGGAAACUUUAGAAUCUACGCAGCUCUACUUUAAGAGUAUUCCAAUAAAGGGGUUGGAUGGAGAGUUUAAGAGUAAAGGGACAGAUUAUGCAUUAAUAGGUCACGUGAUGAACACUGUUCCAAUCAGGGAUCCCACGAGUAAGUGGUAUCUCCCGCCUAAAUUCUACCCUCUCAACAUAUUUCCAACAUUUCUAAGUGGAACUGGGUACAUCUUUUCAGGUUCAUUGGCUACUCCACUGUACCUAUGUGCACUGAAGACCCCAUUUAUAAACCUAGAAGAUGUAUUUAUCACUGGUCUGUGUGCCACCACACAACUAGGUCUAAGGCUGACCCAUAAUCCAGGAUUUCAGUGGAGACCCAUGACAGUCGGAGGAACCCACACAUGUAACUACAAACAGUCAGUUUUGGUUCAUGGAAGCUUUCAGCCGGACACCAUUCAGGAUAUUUUUAGUAAAGCUCAGGAUGAUCUUCUGUGUGACACGAUACUAUUCCAUCUUCUCUCGAGCUUAUCUACCCUUACAGACUUCUUCAGAAACAUAUUCAGAAUAUAGGUGCGCAGAUAGAGAUGCGCAGAACAGUUU
Eurytemora carolleeae is the source of this 921-nucleotide messenger RNA. RefSeq names its product beta-1,3-galactosyltransferase 1. Bases 1 to 891 code for a protein of 296 amino acids. The record is from RefSeq and is a predicted model, not a curated record. Gene Ontology annotation, cellular component: membrane. The transcript is spliced from 13 exons. Gene Ontology annotation, molecular function: hexosyltransferase activity. Lineage: Eukaryota; Metazoa; Arthropoda; Copepoda; Calanoida; Temoridae.